CUUUAAUUAAAAAGUUUAAAAAAGCAUGGGCCGAACAGAACUCCCCAAUUUUGCUAUAAAUAUUAUUCCCAUCCUCACGCUUUAACUCCUCACAGUUUUCAUCACACUAGACUAGUCUUCACUUUCCCAUUUAUUCCUUGCUUAGUCACAUAUAUGCACUGAUUAUUUAAUUAUUUUAAUUUAAUAUAUUAGAAAAUUUAAUUGUUGAACCUCAUAUGAGGGGAGUGGAAAAUUCUGGACACCUGACUAAAUUUGAACGAAAAUAUCAACAAUUAGAUGGAGGCUCCAUAUCACAGUGCCCAGCCGGCUUCCCACGGCGGCGACUCCCGGCCGUCCGUCGGAUUCCCCCUCGGCACCGCCCUUUUGCUCGUCGUCAUUUUCAGCCUCAGCGGAAUAUGCUCGUGCUGCUACCACUGGGAUAAGCUCCGCCGCCGCUCCUUGUCCUUCCACGCCACCGCCGAUCUCGAGGCCGCCGCCUCCGCCGCCGUUCUCCGCCCCUCGAAGCCCAUCAUUCCACUAAUGAAUUUAAAACAGCAAGAGACGCAGAGUUUGCCGGUUAUAAUGGCUGGGGAUAAUGUUCCGAAAUUCAUAGCUUUGCCAUGUCCAUGUGAACCGCCGCGAAUGGUGAAAAUUAUCGACGCCGAUCUGCAGAAACCGCCGUCGCUUGAAGCUGUUGGUGCACACCACUGUAUACACCAUCCAAAUUCAAGUUUAUUCAAUGUAUAUAUAAUAUAAUAUAGAUUCCUGCAGUUCAAUCAAAAUAUUUUUUUACUUACUAUCUAAUUUCUGUGCUUUAGGUUUUUUCUAUAGUAUAUUUUAUUCUACUCUAUUUUAUUCUUCAAUCAAAGGUUAGGCCGUGAAUAUGUUGUUAUUUGAACCAACUUAAGGAGAGAAUUAAAUUAUUACUUAAAUGGCUGGAGAAAUUGUUACUGCCAUUGAUUUUUGAGUGAGUUCGAUGAAUUUUUCCUGACCCAUGGUAUUCUAUUUUUUGAGAAGCAGGUUGAUGGUAAAUUUAUUUUAUAAGAGUUUGGUAAAAGGCAAUGUUCUAAAAGUGGUGAACUGAGGCCUAGCACUCUGGGCGUUCAGGCAGAGUCGAGAAAUAAUUAAUAAAUUUAUUUAUAUUUAUCAUCAUAUAUAAUUUAUAAAAUACAUUAGAUAAAAUAUUUUAAUUUGUAUGAUCAGAUACAUGAGUUAGGCAAAACAUAAU
Striga asiatica is the source of this 1207-nucleotide messenger RNA. The record is from the annotation of a GenBank genome assembly. NCBI's taxonomy places the organism in Eukaryota, Viridiplantae, Streptophyta, Magnoliopsida, Lamiales, Orobanchaceae.